AUGACUACCGGCAAUGACUCCAGUCCUGCAAUGCGAGGGGACUUUUCCAUGGAUGAGAAGACUAUUGCAAGCCAUGCAGACAAUCCUUCCGCUUUCAACACACCGACAGGCCACGGCUACGAGGAGCAGCUACCUGUGAUAGAUCAUGCCGCUGAAGCCCGUCUACUCCGCAAGCUCGAUUUAUACAUCAUUCCACCAACCAUGCUAUUGUACCUGUUCUCCUUCCUUGACCGUGUCAAUAUCGGCAACGCCAAACUAUAUGGCAUGGAGGCAGAUUUGGGCAUAAGAGACACGCAGUAUUCGACCGCCGUCAGCCUACUAUUCGUGACAUACAUCCUCUGCGAAACACCCAGCAACCUCGUCCUCAAAAAGCUGCGACCUUCUCGUUGGAUAAGUUUGAUCACGAUAUGCUGGGCCAUCGUCGCAACUCUGACUGGACUGGUCCAGAGUUAUGGAGGUCUGAUCGCCUGUCGCCUCAUUCUGGGGGCACUAGAAGCCGGCCUCUUUCCCGGCAUGACCAUAUACUUGACCCUCUUUUAUACCAAGCAACAGCUGGCGUUGAGAGUCGGCUACCUCUUUGUUUCCGCGGCCAUUGCCGGUUCUGUCGGAGGACUCCUGGCGUACGGCAUAGGGUUCAUGGACGGCACAUGCGGUUAUUCUGGCUGGAGAUGGAUUCUGAUCAUUGAGGGACUCCCGACUUUCGUCCUGGGUAUUGCCGUCUACUUCUGGCUUGCUGAUGAGCCAGAGACAGCGUACUACCUCUCUCCAGAAGAACGGGCGUUGAUGGUCGUCCAAAAAAGGCGCCACAUCGGCCAUACAGCCUCUGCCGAUCUGCAGCACAAGGAAGACGUCUACAAAGCCCUCAAGGAUUGGAAGGUCUGGGCGUUCGGCUGUGGGCAAUGGGGAGCAGACACCGUGCUAUAUGGGUACAGCACCUUCCUCCCUACAAUCAUCAAAGGAUUGGGCAACUGGUCGACCGCCGAGGUUCAGGCGCUUACUGUGCCAUGUUAUGCAUUGGGUGCCAUCACCUACCUCACCGUCGCUUACUUCUCGGACCGAUAUCAGCGACGUGGUUUGGCCGUGGUGCCUCUUUGCCUGGUGACCAUUGUUGGCUAUAUCAUUCUUAUGAGCGACGUGAGUUCCGGCGUGCGCUACUUCGGAUGUUUUCUUGUCGCCAUGGGACUCUAUGUCGUUGUGGGCAUUCCACUCGCCUGGCUCCCUACCAACAACCCUCGGUAUGGGAAGAGGAUCACCGGCUCAGGAAUACAACUUACAGUCGGUAAUGCUGCUGGCAUAAUGAGUGCUUACCUUUACAAGAGCAAUGAAGCUCCUCGAUUCAUCCGUGGCCAUGCUGUCUCGCUGUCCAUGGCGGCUGUUGCAGCGAUCAUCUAUACAAUAAUGUCGUUGUACUUUUUCAACCGAAACAAGAGGCGGCAGGCUGGCAAAGAGGACUCAAUCCUGGCCGGUAAAACCGAGGAGGAGAUUGCUGAAUUGGGCGAUGAGAAUCCGAGAUUUGUGUUCACAUACUGA
This is a messenger RNA of Exophiala viscosa, 1530 nucleotides long. Its product is annotated as retrograde regulation protein 2. Lineage: Eukaryota; Fungi; Ascomycota; Eurotiomycetes; Chaetothyriales; Herpotrichiellaceae. Bases 1 to 1530 code for a protein of 509 amino acids. The transcript has 4 exons. Gene Ontology annotation, cellular component: membrane. Gene Ontology annotation, biological process: transmembrane transport. Gene Ontology annotation, molecular function: transmembrane transporter activity. The record is from RefSeq and is a predicted model, not a curated record.